Messenger RNA from Gastrolobium bilobum, 3815 nucleotides. RefSeq names its product BRCT domain-containing protein At4g02110. Lineage: Eukaryota; Viridiplantae; Streptophyta; Magnoliopsida; Fabales; Fabaceae. The record is from RefSeq and is a predicted model, not a curated record. The transcript has 11 exons.
UUUACGAUUUCGCCCGUGUGUAUUCUACUCAAAUGUUGGAAACGAGAUAUCCGUCGCGAGUCUUUUGCGGUGUUAAUUUCGUUCUCUUUGGUUUUGAUUCCGUUACUGAAAGCAAGAUCCGAUUCAAACUUGUGAAUGGCGGUGGAGUUGAUGUGGGCCAGUACAGUGGAAGUUGCACGCAUGUCAUUGUUGAUAAGAUUGAAUAUGACGAUCCUGUGUGUGUUGCUGCGAGAGAUGAUCGGAAGACGCUCGUCACUGCGUUGUGGGUUGAACAUAGUGCUGAUAUUGGAAUGCCCGUUGAUGCUGCCUCGGUUAUGUACAGACCUCUUAAAAAUUUAAAUGGAAUACCGGGUGCGAAAACUUUGAUUUUGUGCUUGACUGGUUAUCUACGCCAGGAUCGGGAUGACAUUAUGACAAUGGUUGGCCUGAUGGGUGCACAGUUUUCUAAGCCAUUGGUGGCAAACAAGGUUACUCAUCUUAUAUGCUACAAAUUCGAAGGGGAGAAGUACGAGCUUGCCAAGAGGUUGGGCACAAUAAAGCUAGUUAAUCAUCGUUGGUUGGAAGAUUGCUUGAAGAAUUGGCUGCUUCUUCCUGAAGACAAAUAUAACAAGAGUGGUUUUGAACUAGAGACGAUGGAGGAAGAGGCUAAGGAUUCUGAGGAAGAGGCUGAAGAUUCCAAGAUGGGGCAAUCAGGGGGGAGAAAUAGAAACAAAAGUCCCCUUAGUUCAAAAUCUGGUAUAGCUAUGACUCAUGGAUUAUCAAAAUCAGCAAGAGAGGCAUCAAACGCCUUCCCAGAUUCUACUGGUCCACAGGUUUUGCCAAAAGUUGAUAAGGGUAAAGACCCUUUAAUUAUUUCAGGAAACCAGAACAGAUCUGAUCAAGACUUGAGCUUUCAUUGUGUUGAUGACCAAAAGAUAAGCAGUCCGGCUCCUGUUGUUUCUUGGCAUUCUACAUCAUGUCAACUACCUGACACAUUUGUUAAGGCCAGUGAGUCUAAUAAUGCUGAUUUUCCAAAGGCACUUGGCUGCCAGGAUCUUGGCAUUACAAUAAAUACAAAUUCAUCUGAUCAGCAACCUGAUCUGCAUGAUGACGCUUUUGGCUCUAAGAAGUUGGUAAGUGACUUGAGAUCAACUUCUGCAAGUGCUGAAGGAUGUGAACAUUUAGAUGUAAAGCUUCGUGCUAUGAGUUAUGCUAGGAAGAACCAAAGGGGAUUUACUCUUCCAAGGACUUUAGAUGAAUUCUCAGGCAGAGAAGUCAACAACCUUGAAACCUCUUCCAGUAAGGUGGAAAAGGCAAGUGAGGGAAUCAAAUCUACCUGUCUUGAAGGUUCUGGGAAACGAAGUGAUUUUGUUGAAGGGAAUGAGCCAAUUAGUUUAUUGCCUCAAAAGAGGACAAAUGAAGCUGCUCCUGCUUCUACUAAAUUAAAAUCAAGAAAGAUGACUGCUGACGCAAAAUUAUCCAUUGAAAGAAUGCCAUUAGCAAAUGGAAAAUCUCAAGGGUUAAAAGUGAAAUCUUUGGUGGACGAGGCACCUGUGGCUGACGGCUGUUUUUCUGUUAGCAAAGAUGGUAUAAAUAACUCAAGCAUUUGCUUGAUUUCUAAAUCUGCAGCUUGUACCUCUCACUCAAUGGCAUUUGAUGAGCCUUCCUCAAGAAAUGUAAGCUCUGAGUCUGCUCAAUGUGAUAAUACCUAUCAGAAUUCAGCACAAAUGGCUGUUCAGAGCUUGAGUGAGUGUAAAAGUAAUGGCAAGCCUGAUAUCACAGGUUUUGGAAUGGGACAAGUUGAUGAUAAUAAAGCUGAGCAACAUAACGUCACUAAAUAUGUGGAGUGUUCACCUCCAGGAAAUCAGAAGUCACGGAAUGAGGAAUCCGCUGGUCUUACUAGUUUGGAUUUAAGCAAUGAAGAAAAUAAUAAGCUGAUUAGAAAACCACCUCGCAAGAAGUCGGUUGCCAAGAGAAGUUUGGGUUCUAGACCUAAAUUUGGUGGCACUGCUAAACAGAAAAGUUCAGUUUCCUUGAAUAAAACUACCCCGCAAGGUGAAGGUGUAUGUUUGCCCAGUGAAAGUAAAGAGAUAGCAACUUGUGAUGCCAAUAAGCUUCAAGUGUCCCCUCAAAGCCUUGAUGUUAAUAAAUCAAUGGAACAAGAAACCAUUAUUAAAUAUGCAGAAGAUGCUGGUCGCAGAACUGAAUUUUUGGAUGACGAAACAGAGGCUCCAGAUGACAAAAGUGAAUAUGGGUUAGGAAUGGACCUUGAUGAAGAACUGUUUCAUCUUUCAAAAAAAGCGGUCACAGCAACUGAAGAGAAGUCAGGAGCAAAUCACCAUAAAACAAAAUGUGAAGAAGCAAUGCUUCCGAAGAAAGGUACAAAUGAAACUGAAAAACAGAAGCCACCUUCACUGGUAGACUCAACCUCGAAGUUAAAAGUAAAGCAUCAAGCGAGAAAACGUCCUGCAGGUAGAACCAAGAAGACUACAGUUGCGAAUAAAUUAUCGAAAUCUGAAGAGGUGGUAUCAGAGAAGGUUCAUAAUGAGACGAGACAUCUGGCAGAGAAAGAAACCCUGGAAGAAAUGUCCCUUCCUUCUCAUAUAAGUGAUAACUCAACUGUACCAAGAAGUAAGUCAGGGAAUUUUGUAGAAGAGGAGAAGGAGAAUAGACCAAUUGAUGGAGAGCAGGAUGUAGUGGAGGGAAGAAGUGUUGGAAAUCCAACUAUUAAAUCUAGUGUAAAGCCAGCAAAGAUCAACUCUAGGAGAAUGGGGCUCAAUCCAUCAAUAUCAGAAUCUAAUGCAAGAGUGAAAACUGAAGCCGCGUGUUUUAUAUUAAAAGGGCAUUGCCUACAGAGAAAGGAGUUUCAACAAGUAAUCAAGCGUUUAAAAGGAAGGGUUUGCCGGGAUUCUCAUCAGUGGUCAUAUCAGGCGACACAUUUCAUAGCCCCAGACCCUAUACGCAGGACUGAAAAAUUUUUCGCUGCUGCUGCAUCCGGAAGGUGGAUUCUUAAAACUGAUUUCUUAACUGCCAGUAGCCAGGCAGGAAAGUUCUUGUUAGAGGAGCCUUAUGAGUGGCACCAGAAUGGUCUCAGUGAGGAUGGUGCAAUCAAUAUGGAGGCUCCGAGAAAGUGGCGGCUGUUGAAAGAAAGAUCAGGUCAUGGUGCCUUCUAUGGAAUGCGAAUUGUUGUAUAUGGCGAUUGCAUUACCCCGUCUUUGGAUACUCUGAAGCGUGUGGUCAAAGCUGGAGAUGGAACGAUAUUAGCAACUUCUCCUCCUUAUAAUCGCUUCCUUGGUACGGGGAUCGACUAUGCCAUAGUUAGCCCUGGCAUGCCACGUGUUGAUAUGUGGGUCCAAGAGUUCUUAAAACAUGAGAUACCUUGUGUUGUAGCGGACUACUUGGUCGAGUAUGUCUGCAAGCCCGGGUUCUCCCUUGAGAAGCAUGUAUUGUAUGGCACUCAUGCUUGGGCAGAGAAGUCAUACGCUAAACUUCAAAGUAUGGCAGAAGAGAUUAUUGAGGAGCUCAUUCCUCCUGAGGAUUGCAGUGAUGAUGAUAUAAUUUGCCAAGUAUGUGGAUCCCGGGAUAGAGGAGAUGUAAUGCUGAUUUGUGGUGAUGAAAGUGGUUCCCUUGGCUGUGGAAUUGGUACCCAUAUCGAUUGCUGCGAUCCUCCACUCACAGAUGUUCCUGAGGAGGAUUGGUUUUGCCCAAAAUGCAGUACAACCCGAAAAUGCUCAAACAAUCCCAUGAAAAGGAAAAAGUGUCCCUUGUCUUUAUCUAAGAUUAAAUGAUUUUCCCUCCCCCUUUUUGAGUUGUCACCGUAUAGGAAACUUACUUGA